Molecule: messenger RNA, 945 nt
Organism: Pipistrellus nathusii (Nathusius's pipistrelle)
Lineage: Eukaryota; Metazoa; Chordata; Mammalia; Chiroptera; Vespertilionidae
Source: the annotation of a GenBank genome assembly
AUGGCUUUCGUCACCAGGCAGUUUGUACGCAGUGUGUCCUCUUCGUCCACAGCCUCAGCCACGGCGAAGAAAAUCGUCAUCAAGCAGGUGGCGGUCAUCGGCGGUGGGCUGAUGGGCGCCGGCAUUGCCCAGGUUGCUGCAGCUACUGGCCACACAGUAGUGUUGGUGGACCAGGCAGAUGACAUCCUGGCAAAAUCCAAAAAGGGAAUUGAGGAAAGCCUUAAGAAAAUAGCCAAGAAGAAGUUUGCAGACAAUCCUCAGGCAGGCAGUGAGUUUGUGGAGAAGACCCUGAGCAACGUAUCGACCAACACGGACGCGGCGUCUGUAGUCCACAGCAUGGACCUGGUGGUGGAGGCCAUCGUGGAGAACCUGAAGGUCAAGAACGAGCUCUUCAAGAGGCUGGACAAGUUUGCUUCCGAACACACAAUCUUUGCCAGCAACACUUCCUCUUUGCAGAUCACGAACAUAGCCAAUGCCACCACCAGGCAGGACCGCUUCGCCGGGCUCCACUUCUUCAACCCAGUGCCCAUGAUGAAGCUCGUGGAGGUCAUUAAAACUCCAAUGACCAGCCAGAAGACAUUUGAAUCUCUGCUGGACUUCAGCAAAGCCCUGGGAAAGCAUCCUGUUACUUGCAAGGACACGCCCGGGUUUAUUGUGAACCGCCUGCUGGUGCCCUACCUCAUGGAGGCAGUCCGGCUGUACGAACGAGGUGACGCGUCCAAGGAAGACAUCGACGUUGCCAUGAAGCUGGGAGCUGGGUACCCCAUGGGCCCGUUUGAGCUUCUCGAUUACGUUGGGCUGGACACAACGAAGUUCAUCAUGGACGGGUGGCAUGAGAUGGAUACACAGAACCCCCUGUUUCAGCCCAGCCCGUCCGUGAACAAGAUGGUAGCAGAGAAAAAGCUCGGCAAGAAGACUGGAGAAGGGUUCUACAAAUACAAAUGA